This is a messenger RNA of Sclerotinia trifoliorum, 2289 nucleotides long. The record is from the annotation of a GenBank genome assembly. Lineage: Eukaryota; Fungi; Ascomycota; Leotiomycetes; Helotiales; Sclerotiniaceae.
AUUCAACCUUUCAACCUGUCCCCCAAACAAAGGAACAUAACCAUAUAAUUUGGUAAAGCCCAAAACCGGCCUCGGUGUCCCGCUGUUCUAAGCCGGCGCCAGACGGUGCAAGGCUCUGCCAUUGUAAAAAUUUAAAAAAAAAAAAUCCCCCCCCAAAGAAAAAUCUCCCCUCAAUCUUCUUGUUUUUUCUAUUCUCGGAUAUCGCAUCAUACAGGCGUUGGAAUAAAUAUUCAAAUUUGGAGUCAAAAGGGCAUAUACAUAUACCACGGCAGCGGCUUUUUACUUUUAUUAUAUCCUGAGCAAUUUCAAUUAUUUCGGAUUUCAGAUUCAGAUUUCAGAUUUCAGAUUUCGGCUCUCAAACUUUUAUUUCUUCGACUCGAUACCCUCGACUCAGCAAUCUGACUGGAUUGCAUACAAUUCAAGAACUCUAUUCAUCUUGAGGAGUGGUUCUUUUCCCUUCGUGUUUGUUAGUGACGACUCAUUGACCGUCGUCCAACUUUACUCUUCCUCUUACUCAAACCAAUAUCUCUUAAGCUCGACCCAUCUCUCUUCAAGAUGAUUAUCGACGGAGAAAAGUGGGCUUGUGAUGCUUGCGUCAGAGGUCAUCGUGUUAGCAAUUGUCAUCAUUCAGAAAGACCUCUGCAACACAUCAAUAAAAAGGUAUACCAAUUGUACUUUGUUGUGCCAAUCUUGCUAAUGAGAACUGGUGUAGGGUCGUCCCGUCUCACAAUGUGCCCACUGUCGAACAAUGCGCAAAUCGAGAGCAGCACACGUUCGAUGCGAAUGCGGUUCAGAAAAAGCACAUUCAAAAGGAUCCUGUCCGGAAAAUGGAGAUACGCAGGGUGAGCUUUUACGGGAGGCCUCUGGCACGGCGAUCCCAUUUUCUGACAUAAUUGUAGCAGAUACCUGUUGUUGCAGCCAUGGUGCCCGAUGCACAUGCGCUUUAAAAAGUGAUCACCUCGCUCCUGUACCCGAGUCCGACUCUGAUGAAACCCCUUCGAUGUCUAUACCAGUAUCCAAACCAAGACGGCCCCGUGCGCACACUGCCCAAUCGGAAAACAAUUUAACAAUAUUUACGAAUGGUCACCACAAGCCUGUACAUAAGAAUAACAAUAUGGCUCAUAAAUGCGGCCUACCAUACACUGUUCCUCGAGCACAUUCUAUUCAUGGCCAAUCGUCAUCGAGUCUCGCCAAUAGGUCUGUCGAUAACCUACCACACACGAACACCGUCGAUGCUCUACAUAGUGAAUCCCAUAUCAAAGACUCUAUAGUGAGUGCUCAACAGGAGCAGCGAAUGGUCAAGUCCGAACAUGCAUCGCCACUCGUUAGUCCUAUGUCGAAUUUUCAGCAGAUGAAUGGUCAGCUGCCGCCUCUGGACUUGACAAAUAUGCCCCCGGAAUACAAUAACUUAUAUCAAUUUGAUGCAUAUGGAGGGGCGAUUUCGGAUGUCGAACAACCUAUCUUCUCUGCCGGAAUCAGUUCCGCUUCCAUCGAUUGGUCUCAUUAUGAUGGAUUAGAUUUCAACAAUAACAAUGACAAUUUCGCAGCCUCUUCCUACAGUCAAGCAGCAUCAUUCAACGGGUUUGACUUUUCUAGUAUUGAUCAACCAGCCUUAACCAGUACAUCGACCUCCGGCGAACAAUCCGAAGUGGAGGAUUUUAUUGGUGUUUCGGAUACUUCUAGGCCAGCAUUGAUGAACAAUCAAUACGGAUCUGAUCUCGAUACAUCGGAAUUUGGCGGAGAAAUUGAUAGAUACAGAUUAAGUACGGCAUCAUCUUAUAUCGACAUUUCACAGAUGCAGAUGCUUGCGAGCAAUGAUGUCGAAACUCUUGGACUCGAGGAAUUCAUGAAAGGAAGCCCUAGUGGAUAUUUACCUAUAUCACCUUCAAAUCACGGCCUACCUAUGACAACAUAUUCAACUGAGAUUAAGAAUAAUCAACCAUUACCGUUCGAUGAAAAUAGUUCUUUCAUGCCUAUUACAGCAGAAGAAACGGAAGCUUUUUGGAUGCCCGAUUUUACGGCCACAAAUAACAUCGCCAUCAACAAUGAGAAUGGGAGAAAUGAGGAGAAUCUCUGGGGACAAUAACACCAGUGGAAAGGCAAAUGGCCUCUGUGCGAAUCUUUGAUCUCUGGAUAUCGAUACGGAUGACUUACGAUGAUCCCUUCCCCUAAAGUUCAAAUACAGACUGGCGGCAAGAGCGUUUGGCACAAGAAGUGCAGCAUUUCCAGGUGGCAUUAUAUUUUAUAGACUUCUCUUGUGAAUAGCGACAAAUGACUUACAUGAACCAA